Yarrowia lipolytica CLIB122 is the source of this 543-nucleotide messenger RNA. RefSeq lists its product as uncharacterized. Gene Ontology annotation, biological process: post-translational protein targeting to membrane, translocation. Gene Ontology annotation, cellular component: Sec62/Sec63 complex. The record is from RefSeq and is a predicted model, not a curated record. NCBI's taxonomy places the organism in Eukaryota, Fungi, Ascomycota, Dipodascomycetes, Dipodascales.
AUGGAAAGCAGCAGCGGCGUUUCCAUCUACACGCCCUUCAUCUACUUUGCCGUGCUUGUGACGGCGCUGGCCGUGUUUGGCAAGAUCUACCGAUCCCGGCAGGCGGUCAACCUGGCAGGAGUCGAACCGUGGUACCCCGAUCACAUUCCCCGAGACAUCUACUUCACUCUGCGGGACCAUACGUCGCCCCGUCCAUCCGAAAAGGUGCUCAAGGCCGCUCUUCUACGACGGUCGGCGGAAAACAUCAAGCGAAUCAUCAAAACCAAGGAGGCCAAGCCCCAUCUGACUGCUCUUCACGAGGCGGGAUCCAUUGGAGAUGAUCUGCUGCAUCAGUUCACGGCGUGGGAGAAGAUGAUCGAAAUGGAGCUCAACGACUGUGCUGCUGAGGCCAACACAUACGCCGAAAACUGGGCCCAAACCAUGUUUGCUACUGCGUCGGAGAUCAUCCAGAACGAGGGUCUGCGAAGACGAGUCAACGAGCUCAACGAGAAGGAGAAGGCCUUUGAUGCCGACCUGGUCCAGGCCAAGGUCAUUGUCGCUUAG